ACAGGGGGCCUGGGGGCAGACACGGAGGAGCGGCUGGUGGAGCAUCUCCUAAACCCAGCCCACUAUAACAAACUGAUCCGUCCUGCGACUAAUGGCUCUGAGCUGGUUACUGUGCAGCUGAUGGUGUCGUUGGCCCAACUCAUCAGUGUGCAUGAAAGAGAGCAGGUGAUGACCACAAAUGUCUGGCUAACGCAGGAGUGGCAGGACUAUCGUCUGACUUGGGUCCCGGAGGAGUUUGAUGGAAUGAUGAAGGUCAGGCUGCCCUCAAAACACAUCUGGCUGCCUGACGUGGUGCUCUACAACAAUGCUGAUGGGGUGUACGAGGUGUCGUUCUACUCUAAUGCAGUGGUCUCCUACGACGGCAGCAUCUUCUGGUUACCCCCGGCCAUCUAUAAGUCAGCCUGUAAGAUCGAGGUCAAGCAUUUCCCCUUUGACCAGCAGAACUGUACACUGCGCUUCCGCUCAUGGACCUAUGACCGCACCGAGAUCGAUCUGGUGCUCCGUGCUGAUGUUGCCAGCAUGGAUGACUUUACACCCAGCGGGGAGUGGGACAUCAUCGCCCUGCCAGGCAGACGAAACGAGAACCCAGCUGACCCCACCUACGUGGACAUAACGUAUGACUUCAUCAUCCGCAGGAAGCCUCUUUUUUAUACCAUCAACCUCAUCAUCCCGUGUGUCCUCAUCACCUCUCUGGCCAUCCUGGUCUUCUACCUGCCCUCAGACUGCGGAGAAAAGAUGACGCUCUGCAUCUCAGUGCUGCUGGCUCUCACUGUGUUCCUGCUGCUGAUCUCCAAGAUCGUACCACCCACUUCACUGGAUGUCCCUCUAGUGGGGAAGUACCUGAUGUUCACCAUGGUCCUGGUCACCUUCUCUAUCGUCACCAGUGUGUGUGUGCUCAAUGUGCACCACCGCUCACCCACCACACACACCAUGCCCCCUUGGGUUAAACUGGUGUUCCUCAACAAGCUUCCUGCCCUGCUCUUUAUGCGCCAGCCUAGGAACAGCUGCGAGCGCCAGCGGCUCCGCCAAAGACGAAGGGCCCAGGAGCAGAAGGAGGGUGGGCGCAGUGGGGAGGCAGGAGCCUUGAUGGUGGGUCUCGGGUUGGGAAGUGCUGGAGGUAACGGAGGGGCAACCUCCACAGGGGUAUUCGGCAAAGAGGACAGUGACCCUUGUACCUGCUAUGUGAACCGAGCAUCUGUUAAACAGUUUGGAGGGGAACUGGGAGGUGCAGGAAGUGGAUCCAUGGAUGGUCUGAACAGGGUGAGGGAGGGCAGGGAAGGGGGCUCUGGAAACCUGCCAAGGGGGCAGCAAGCAGCAGGAGGUCCUGCUCUGACUCAGGCCCUGUUGGCUCAAGCAUGUCCAGGCUUCGAGGAGGCUGUGGAAGGAGUACGCUUCAUUGCCAACCACAUGAAGAGUGAGGAUGAUGAUCAAAGUGUGAGCGAGGACUGGAAGUAUGUUGCCAUGGUGAUUGACCGCCUCUUCCUGUGGAUCUUUGUGUUUGUGUGCGUGUUUGGCACAAUGGGCAUGUUCCUGCAGCCGCUCUUCCAGAAUUACACAGCCAAGACCAUCACCAGCUCGCCAGGCUGA
This is a messenger RNA of Toxotes jaculatrix (banded archerfish), 1587 nucleotides long. RefSeq names its product cholinergic receptor, nicotinic, beta 2 (gene chrnb2). Bases 121 to 1587 code for a protein of 488 amino acids. Gene Ontology annotation, cellular component: neuron projection; synapse; postsynaptic membrane. NCBI's taxonomy places the organism in Eukaryota, Metazoa, Chordata, Actinopteri, Toxotidae. Gene Ontology annotation, biological process: signal transduction; chemical synaptic transmission; nervous system process. The transcript has 5 exons. The record is from RefSeq and is a predicted model, not a curated record. Gene Ontology annotation, molecular function: transmembrane signaling receptor activity; acetylcholine-gated monoatomic cation-selective channel activity.